GCGAGAUUUCGUCGCGUGUCUUUGGGGCAGCUGAUGCGUUCAAGAUGGUGGCCAGCAUGGUAGAGCAUGUUGUAGCUGAUGCGGGGGCUUUUUUGAAAAACGCCGCUUUACAUGAAAUUGGUAAGAACAUCUACACAUUGAAGGAUGUGGUGAAUGAAAUUCGGGACAAACAAACCAAAAAGAACUUGGCAUUCCUUCCCUACAAGCUCAACUUCAAAGAACCUUUCCCAGAACACCUCCGAUUCGUGACCGAGUUUGCCAAGAAGACCGGAGAUUAUCCCAGCCUUUCAGCUACAGACAUUAAGGUCUUGGCUUUGACGUACCAGCUGGAGCUGGAGAACUGUGGAGCUGCUCACUUGAAGAAAGAACCAGCAGUACAGGUGGAAGUACGCAGCACACAGAGACACCCGGAAGCUCCGGUGAACAUCGCCGGAUUCCAUCUUCCUUCCAAACAGAAAUCCUCAGCCAGCUCAGCGACUGAUGAUCAGCAGCCCGCAGCAUCAAGUGAACAUCCAGCUGCCGAGAGCGUGGAGUUUAACAGCUUCCAGUUUUGGAGAGACCCCAUACCCAGCAUCGACGACGACUUACUGAAACUGCUGGACGACUCAGAAAGCUCGGUCGCAGACGUUCAGCGUGACAUGACGUCACGUGAAGCUCAGACCGCAGAGAGCUCGGAGUUUAACAGCUUCCAGUUUUGGAGAGAUCCUUUACCCAGCAUUGACGAGGAGUUAUUAAAGUUGGUGGACGUGACGGAGAAAGUGCAGCGUGUGGAUCUGACGAGGAACAAGGAACACGAGGACGAUGAUGGUGUGGAGGAGAGAGAGGGUGAGGAUGAAGAUGAGGAUGAUGACGGCGGAGGCUGGAUCACUCCCAGUAACAUCAGACAAAUCCAGAUGGACACUGGAGAAUGGAGUCCGUCAGAAAACGUCACAGUGGGCUGUGUGACCACCGACUUUGCGAUGCAGAACGUGUUGAUUCAGAUCGGCCUGAAGGUGCUGUCGGUGAACGGCAUGCUCAUCAAACACACGAGAAACUACAUCCUCCGCUGCCACGCAUGCUUCAAGACUACAACAAAUAUGAACAAAGCUUUCUGUCCACAUUGUGGCAACAACACGCUGAAGAAGGUGGCCGUGACGCUCAGGGAGGACGGCAGCAUGCAGAUGCACUUCUCCAGCAACCCCAAAGUGCUCAAUUCUAAAGGAAAGAGGUACUCUGUUCCUUUGCCACAAGGUGGCAAACACUCCAGCAACCCUCACCUGGUGGAGGAUCAGCGUUUCCCUCAGCAGCGACUCUCUCGAAAGGCACGUGUGAAGACGGACGUGUUCGACCCGGACUACAUCGCCGGCAGCUCUCCGUUCUCGGAGCACGACAUUUACAGCCGAGCGGCGGGUUUACACCUGCGGGACGCCCAGUGCGGAGGAGGGAGGCGGCGCAGUAACCCGAACGCCUCUCGCAAGAAAUUCGUCAAGAAAAAGUGAAUCGGCGGCGAGGGGUUCGUUAUAUAACACAGCAGAAAUUGAGAACUGUAAUUUGUUACGUAUGAAUAUGAUCAUACUACAGGAGCUCAGAUUCUAUUAGGGCUGCAUGGUUACUGAGAUCAGCCACGCUCAUUUUGUUUGUAAAAAUACCCCGAUAUUUAUUCAUCUAAUACAGCAGAAUGCAUGUCACAUGGUAUGGUAUCGGACUGCAAGCUGUGUUGUGUGCGAAUAUGAAGAGGAAGAACAUGAGCGUCUUCCUACAAUACAAGCAACCUGACCUAACAUCAUAUUGUUUUAACAGCGUCUUUAUUAAAGCACAUAAACAUGAGCAUGCCAAGGCAAGAGAAACCGUGUCAUGUGAGAUCAGUUCAGUUCUGCGAGACACACCAGCAUCUGAAUGUCGCAUGUUGUGCUCAUUUUUAACCCCGGCGUUCAUUUAUUCUGCUCUGCAUGCUCCUUGCCAGCAGCAGCAACCCAUCAAAAGUGCUCCAUUAACGUGUUUGUUGCUAAAUAAACAGUAAAUAGAUGCAGCCCUGAAGUCUGUUUUUCAUCCCUUUGUAUGUCGGGUUAUAAAAAAAAAUGGCAUUUCCCGGCCAGAAGUGAUAAUGAUGUGUAUUUAUCUCAUACCUUUGUGAAAUCAUGACAAUUAAAGGCUCAAGAAACCGUC
Molecule: messenger RNA, 2145 nt
Organism: Hemibagrus wyckioides
Lineage: Eukaryota; Metazoa; Chordata; Actinopteri; Siluriformes; Bagridae
Gene: nob1
Product: NIN1 (RPN12) binding protein 1 homolog
Exons: 10
Coding region: 45-1478 (477 amino acids)
Biological process (GO): maturation of SSU-rRNA; ribosomal small subunit biogenesis
Cellular component (GO): preribosome, small subunit precursor
Molecular function (GO): RNA endonuclease activity
Source: RefSeq, a predicted model, not a curated record